Molecule: messenger RNA, 915 nt
Organism: Dromiciops gliroides (monito del monte)
Lineage: Eukaryota; Metazoa; Chordata; Mammalia; Microbiotheria; Microbiotheriidae
Exons: 2
Coding region: 1-915 (304 amino acids)
Biological process (GO): virion assembly
Source: RefSeq, a predicted model, not a curated record
AUGGGACAAAAAGUGACCACUCCUCUGAGCCUGACUCUGGACCACUGGAGUGAAGUUCAGGUUUGGGCACAUAAUCAGUCAGUAGAAGUUAAGAGAAAGAAAUGGGUUACUAUCUGUUCCUCAGAGUGGCCCGCGUUUAAUGUUGGAUGGCCACGGGAGGGCACCUUUAACACUGAUAUUAUUUCACAGGUAGAGGCCAAAGUCUUCAACCCUGGACCUCACGGACACCCCGACCAGGUCCCCUACAUCGUGACCUGGCGGGCUCUGGCCUCAGACCCACCUCAGUGGGUCCAGCCUUUUAUUCCCCCACCCAAAUUCCGUUCUCCUCUCACUACCCCAAGUGCCCCACCCUACCAAGCACUAUCCCUUCCCCUCCUCACCCCUACCUCUUCUUCCCUUUACCCUGCCCUUACCCCACUUCAGGCCCCGUUUUUGCCCCCUGACGCAGCGUCCCCCCUCAUUGACCUGUUGACAGAGGAGCCGCCACCGUAUCCUGAGGCGGCACCGGCAGGACAGGAGGAGCCUGACUCUCCAAUUUCCCCCAUUGCAGGGAGGCUUAGGGACCGUCAUGAGCUGCCGCUAAGUCAAACCUCCCAGGCCUUUCCCUUGAGAGAGGGCCCUAACGGCCGGCCACAAUACUGGCCCUUCACUGCUUCCGACCUUUACAACUGGAAGCAACAUAACCCUUCCUUCUCUAAGGAUCCCGCUGUCCUAACUAACCUAAUUGAGUCCAUUUUAGUCACUCACCAGCCCACCUGGGAUGACUGUCAGCAGCUUUUGCAGACCCUGUUGACCUCGGAAGAGAAGCAGAGAAUGGAAGCCCGGAAGAAUGUACCGGGCGAAGAUGGGCGACCAACCCAAUUGCCCAAUGAGAUAGAGGAGGCUUUUCCCUUGACUCGACCCCACUGGGAUUAG